Molecule: messenger RNA, 342 nt
Organism: Iphiclides podalirius (scarce swallowtail)
Lineage: Eukaryota; Metazoa; Arthropoda; Insecta; Lepidoptera; Papilionidae
Source: the annotation of a GenBank genome assembly
AUGGGCAUGGUCGUCCGAGGAAGUACCACGAUCCCACAGGAGACCGGCGUGAAGGAGUCUGGAGACAGUCCACUGGCCACUCUCCACGCGACACCCGCCCUUUGUGCCCGCCAACUGGGACGUGGAGUCCCAGCUAUCGGCCGCACCACCCGCCAUUCCCCCAAUCGCCACUUAUCGGCGCGACCGGCGCAAUUAGCCGCCGUGACCACACCGCGUUACGAACGUUUCCAAUCCGGCGCUGAUUUACGAGCGCCGCGCUCCAACCAACGCGAGAACAGACACCUGGUCGCAGUCGCUUUUCCCGAGACUAUUAAAGCUUCAUCUGACGCAGAACCGGUGGGC